UCCCCAAAUGUGAGUGUGGUUGUUUAUUAUUUUUCGAAAAAACUAUGUUAUUGAUGUGAAUACUCAGUAGAAUUUGUAUAUGUAAAUGUUAGCUUUAUCAGCUAAAGUGCUCAUAAUGGUAUUUAAGUACUAAUAGACAUUAAAUCACUACACAAAAUGACGAAUCAAGUGGCGCAGUUUGUUGCGGGUUUGAAGUCCCGAAAUGUGGACAUACAGAUCAAGACAGCCCGGGAGCUAUACCACUUCGCUAAAACGGAGCUUCGAGAAGUGCCACAGGAGGAACUCACGCAGUUUCUCGAUGAAUUCAACCACCAAAUUUUUGAAAUGGUUUCCAGCAAUGACGUUCAUGAGAAAAAAGGCGGCGUGCUAGCCAUAGUGUGCCUGAUUGGUGGUAACUGUGAUACUACAAAAACUCGUAUAACACGCUUUGCUAAUUACUUGCGCAAUUUGUUGCCAUCAUCUGAUGUGGGGGUCAUGGAACUGGCUGCAAAGACUGUAGGACGAUUAGCAACUGUAUCUGGUGUCAAAAGAGCUGAAUAUGUCGAAUUUGAAGUUAAACGGGCUUUUGAAUGGCUCUCAGAAGAAAGAAACGAAGGCCGCAGGCAUUCAGCUGUUUUACUCCUCAAAGAGAUGGCCAUUGCGAUGCCGACUUACUUCUAUCAACAAGUUUCGGGUUUCUUUGAUCAUAUCCUGGUUGCAUUGAAAGAUCCAAAGCAACAAAUAAGAGAAGCGGCUGCUAAAGCUUUAAGAGCUGGUUUUGUAGUUACUGCCCAAAGAGAAACUGCUAAACAGUCAACUUCUAAACCUCAGUGGUACAUGCAGUGCUAUGAAGAAGCCAUGGCUUCAUUUGAAGAUAUUCCUAUAAAAGAAAAAGGUAUUACCAAAGAAGAUAGAGUUCAUGGAGGGCUUCUGAUCUUAAAUGAACUCCUGAGAUGUUCAAAUGCAACAUGGGAAAGAAAAUAUUCAACUCUCAUGCAAAGUUUGGACACACAAAAGGACAUCACAGUAACAGAUGAUAUUAUUUUCAUAAGUUCAAAAAUACACAGUCCAUCUGUGAAGAGAGGAUAUUUAUGUGAUGGUUUUAAGACUGAAAAUGUUCAGUACCCAGUUCCUAUUUAUGAAUCUGAAGUUUGCUGUAAAUUACUGACUGAAAAAUUUGAAACCAUCUGUCAAGAUGUAAUGGCUCAAAGAAUGUUUAAAACUCAAGGAGUUCCACAGAUACUACUUAUCAUAAUCCCAAGACUGGCUGCUUUCAAUAAAGAACUGUUCCUAAAAAAAUACCUCAGUGGCACAAUGCAUUAUCUCCUCUCAUCUCUUCGCAGCAGAGAAAAGGAUCGUAACAUGGCUUUUACUACUCUUGGCCUUAUGGCAGCCGCAAUUGAAGAUGAUAUCAAACCAUACAUCCCAAGAAUAAUGGAUGUUGUCAAGCAGGCCUUACCCAUCAGAGAUUCACAAACCAAAAAAAGAAUUUGGAUUGAUCCCUCAAUCUUUGCCUGCAUUACUUUGUUGGCAAGUGCUGUCAAAGACUUAGUCACCAAUGAUAUAAAAGAACUGCUUGAUGCCAUGUUUGCCACAGGCCUUAGCCCAUCUUUGACCAUAUGUCUCAAGGAAUUGAGUUACCACUUACCAACACUCAGGACUGAAAUUUCAGAAGGAUUGCUGAACAUGCUUUCUCUUGUUUUGAGGAAUAAACCUUUUCUUCAUCCAGGGGUCCCAAGAAGCUUGGAACAACAACUGAGCAAUAUGAGUCUGGUUAUCGAGCCUCAGGAUACUGCUAGCAUUGUGCUAGCUCUAAGAACUCUUGGCACAUUCCACUUUGAAGGUCAACAUAGUUUACUAACAUUUGUAAGGCGCUGUGCUGACCACUUCAUACAAAGUGAUCAACAGGAGGUGAGAUUGGAAGCUGUAAAAACCUCUGCUAAGCUUCUAGCUGAUGCUAUAGUGAGAACCAUGAAGACACCUUCAAGAACUUUAACUAUGCUCACUGCAGAAGUGGUGGGAAAAUUGUUGGUGGUGUCAGUUACAGAUCCCGACUAUGAAGUUCGCUAUUGGGUUCUAGAAUCAUUGACUGAGAUAUUCAACAUUCAUUUAGCACAAGUUGAAAAUCUUAGCUUCCUUUUCAUUGCUAUGAAUGAUGAACAGUUAGAAAUUCGAGAGUUAGCCAUAUGCACCAUUGGGCGAUUAAGUACUGUAAAUCCUGCUUAUGUGAUGCCAGGAUUGAGGAAAACAAUGAUACAUUUUCUUACUGAGGUGGAACAUUCUGGCAUGAGCAGAAAUAAAGAACAAGCUGCGAGAAUGUUGGAUAACCUGAUACUGCAUGCUCCUAGCCUGGUCAAACCAUACAUGGAAACAAUACUGAAUGUACUUGUCCCGAAACUGAAAGAGUCUGACUCUAAUCCAGGUGUCGUGAUUAGUAUUUUGAAAGCUGUAGGAGAUUUAGCUGAUGUUCAUGGCGACAACACUGGGCUCAAACAGUGGCUGCCAGAAAUGCUGACCACCCUUUUGGAAUUACUGUCAGAUGCCAGUGCCCAUGAAAAGAGAAGUGUUGCUUUAUGGGCUUUUGGUCAACUUGUCAGUGCUACAGGCUAUGUGGUCACUCCAUAUACUGAAUAUCCAAAUCUCAUGGAUGUGCUACUCAAUUUUUUGAAGACUGAGCAACAACCAAAAGAUAGAAGAGAAACUAUUCGGGUUUUGGGUUUAUUAGGGGCAUUGGAUCCAUACAAACACAAAAUGACGAAACGACUUUUAGAGGGUCCACCUGACUCCAGCUUGGUUCCUGUGACUGACAGCAAAGCUGAAGAAAACAACUUCGACAUGACCACCAGCGAGAUGCUAGUAAACAUGUCGUCGCCAGUGCUGGAGGAGUACUACCCAGCGAUCGUCAUAUCUACCUUGAUGCGAAUAUUACGGGAUCCCACUUUACAACAGCAUCACACGAGUGUUGUUCAAGCUGUGACUUUCAUAUUCCAGUCUCUUGGAAUUAAAUGCGUGCCAUAUAUAUCACGGGUUACACCCAGUCUGCUCUAUGUAGCGCGAGCGACAGAUAAUAAUGAUUUUCGCAAGUUCCUUUUUACGCAGUUGGCGAAACUCAUUGCCAUUGUAAAACAACAUAUACGUAACUACUUAGACAAAAUCUUCGACCUGAUCAAAGAGUUCUGGACACCAAACAGUCCCCUGCAACCCACAUUGAUACUACUAGUGGAACAUAUUGCUGUGGCACUUGGAUCAGAAUUCAAGGUAUACCUGCCGCAGCUAAUGCCACAGAUACUUCGAGUCCUGGCUCAUGAUACCAGUAAAGACAGAUUUGUUACGGAAAAACUUCUUUUUGCUUUGCAAAAGUUUGAGGACAAUUUAGAUGACUACAUGCAUUUAGUCAUUCCGUCUAUAGUAAAAUUGUUCGACGCCUCUGACUGUCCUGUGACCGUAGCCAAAGUUGCUAUGGAAACAGUUGAUUACCUGUCAGAUUCCUUGAACUAUACGGAGUUGAUUUCUAGAAUCAUUCACCCGCUCGUCAGGAGCCUGGACACCUGCCCUACUCUGCGACCCACGGCGAUGGACACGUUAUGUGCUUUAAUUGUCCAACAAGGUCGCAAAUACAACGACUUUAUACUUCUUGUGCAGAAAGUAAUUGCAAAGCACAGAAUUCAGCAUCAGAACUAUGAAUUGCUGAUAUCGAAGUUGCAGUCGAAUUCAUCUCUAGGUGUGGAUGAUUUUUUACAGAGUACGAGACGUAAACCAAAGAAUAAUAAUCAGGAGGCUCGCCUUGUAAUAUGCGACUUGUCGCAAUCGAGUCGCAAGUUAUAUGUGAAUGCUCACAACUUGAAGCUCGCGUGGACAGUCAGCAGUCGAGUAUCGAAGGAUGAUUGGCUCGAGUGGUUGCGACGCUUCAGCAUCGGCCUACUCACCGAGUCACACAGCCCAGCUUUAAGAGCAUGUUUGGCGCUAGCUCAUAAUUAUUCUCAACUGCUUCGAGACUUGUUUAACGCAGCUUUCGUCUCGUGUUGGACUGAACUGGAAGGGCCUUCGCGCACUGAACUAUCGAAUGCUUUGGAACAAGCCCUCACGGCUCCCGAUGCUCCGGAACUGGCACACACGGUGCUUAACUUGGCAGAAUUCAUGGAACAUUGCGAAGGCGGCGCGUUGCCAAUAUCAACUCACUUGCUUGGAGAGAGAGCCAUGCAUUGCAGAGCUUAUGCUAAGGCGUUGCACUACAAGGAAGAAGAAUUCCGCAAUGGUGCAACAUCUCAAGUAGUAGAAGCACUUAUUCAUAUAAAUAACAAAUUGCAACAAAAGGAAGCUGCAGAAGGUCUCCUUGAGAGAGUGAUGGCUCAACGUGAAGCUGGCGAUAUGACAUUAAAAGUUCAAAUACGUUGGUACGAAAAAUUGCACAAUUGGGAGAAAGCACUCAAUUUAUAUGGAGAAAAGUUAGAAGAAGAACCUGAAAAUAUGGAAUCUUGCCUCGGUCAACUACGCUGUUUUGAAGCUUUAGGUGAAUGGGUGAAGUUAUACAAUACGGUGUCCACCCGGUGGAUGAAAAUGACAGAUGAUGAGAAGUUCAAAGCAGCGAGACUCGCCGCGGCCGCCGCCUGGGGCAUGAACGAGUGGGAUUCAAUGACUAGUUAUGUCAAUUUCUUGCCAGAAAAUACACAGGACGGAGCCUUCUAUCGAGCUGUUCUCAGUAUACACAAUGGCGAUUUCGACCUAUCGAAACUGUACAUCGAUCAAGCACGAACGAUUUUAGAUUCUGAACUUACAGCCGUUGCCGGCGAGAGCUACCAAAGAGCUUACGGAGCACUGGUCAAUGCUCAAUUAUUAGCUGAACUUGAGGAGGUAAUAACGUACAAACUAGUUCACGAGAGAAGAGAAUCUAUUCGUCAAGCUUGGUGGAGCAGACUUCAAGGCGGCCAAAGACUAGUUGAGGAUUGGCGAAAGAUUCUUCAAGUACGUAGUUUGGUGUUGACGCCUCAGGAGGAUAUGGCCACAUGGCUAAAGUUCGCAUCACUGUGCAGGAAGAGCGGAGCCCCGCGCCAGGCACACAGGACUUUAGUAAUGUUGUUAGGCACCGAUCCUAGUCAGAAUCAGGAACUACCUCUGCCUACUCACGAGCCGAGGUUAACUCUGGCGUACGCUAAACAUUUGUGGGUGGCUGGAGAUAAACAACUGGCAUUUGACCAGCUGCAACUCUACGUGGAUACUGCAGAGACUGGCGACCCAGAACAUUGCCGGCUGCUAGCUCGCUGCCACUUGAAACUAGGAUCUUGGUGCGAGUCCUUACUGGGGAUCAACGACUUGUCUAUUCCUGAAAUUUUACGCAAUUAUGCAUAUGCUACAGAACUAGCACCCGACUGGUACAAAGCUUGGCAUGCAUGGGCCUACAUGAACUUUGAAACUGUCUUGUUCUAUAAGCACCAAGAAAAUAACCUCGAAAAUUCUCAAAUUGGGGAGAGAAGACCCGCCCCAGAAUACAUUCAGCUGCACACUGUGCCUGCCGUUGAAGGGUUCUUCAAAUCAAUAAACCUCUCUCAUGGCAGCUCCCUUCAAGACACUUUGAGGCUCCUUACGUUAUGGUUCGACUAUGGUCAUCACCCGGCAGUGCACGAAGCAUUGUUGGAAGGCAUUAGAACCAUCGAAAUCAACGUGUGGCUUCAAGUGAUACCGCAACUUAUUGCCAGGAUCGAUACUCCAAGAGCUUUGGUGGGCAAAUUGAUUCAUUCGCUUCUAAUCGACAUCGGAAAGUCGCAUCCCCAAGCGCUCGUAUACCCGCUGACGGUUGCUUCGAAGUCAUCGUUUGUCGCUCGAAAGAACGCCGCCAAUCAGAUUUUGAAAUCAAUGUGUACCCACUCUAGUAACUUGGUUAACCAGGCAGCUAUGAUUUCGGAGGAGUUGAUUCGAGUUGCAAUUUUAUGGCACGAGCAGUGGCACGAAGCAUUAGAGGAAGCGUCCAGACUUUACUUCAGCGAACACGACGUGAAAGCUAUGUUCAAGACUCUCGAGCCUCUUCACGCGAUGCUGGAGCGAGGUCCGCAGACACUUAAAGAGGUGUCGUUCAGUCAGGCUUAUGGAAGAGAUUUAAAUGAAGCGCAGGAAUGGUGCAACCGAUAUAAGGAAUCGGGCCUAGUGCGUGACUUGAACCAGGCGUGGGACCUGUACUACCACGUGUUCCGGCGCAUCAGCCGGCAGCUGCCGCAGCUGACGUCUCUCGAGCUGCAGUAUGUGAGCCCACGGCUGCUCGGCUGCCGCGACUUGGAGCUCGCGGUGCCCGGCUCCUACGUGCCCGACCAGGACCUCAUCCGCAUCGCUCUCAUACAGAGCAGUUUGUCGGUGAUAACAUCGAAACAACGACCUCGCCGCCUCUGCAUCCGAGGUUCAAACGGGAAAGACUAUAUGUUCCUGCUGAAGGGACACGAAGACUUACGACAGGACGAACGAGUUAUGCAACUGUUCGGCCUAGUCAACACUCUGUUGCAAGCAGAUCCGGAUACCUUCCGAAGAGACCUGGCCAUCCAGAGAUAUGCAGUCAUACCUCUCUCUACCAACUCUGGACUCAUUGGCUGGGUACCCCAUUGUGACACACUACACUCGCUUAUAAGAGACUACAGAGACAAGAGGAAGUGUCUUCUUAAUAUUGAACACAGGAUCAUGCAAAGGAUGGCGUCGGAUUUGGAAAAAUUGAUGCUGAUGCAAAAGGUGGAAGUAUUCGAACACGCUUUAGAGCACACAGCAGGCGAUGAUUUAGCUAAACUCCUCUGGCUUAAAAGUCCGUCUUCAGAAGUGUGGUUCGAGCGGCGCACCAACUACACCAGAUCCCUCGCCGUCAUGAGCAUGGUGGGCUACAUCCUCGGGCUCGGGGACCGACACCCCUCCAACAUCAUGCUGGAUAGAGUCACCGGCAAGUUUCUUCACAUCGACUUCGGAGAUUGCUUCGAAGUCGCCGUGACGAGGGACAAGUUCCCCGAGAAAAUACCGUUCAGACUAACCAGGAUGCUUAUCAAUGCUAUGGAGGUAACGGGCAUCGAAGGCACAUAUCGCCGCACGUGCGAAUCGGUGAUGGAAGUGUUGCACCGCCACAAGGACAGCGUGAUGGCGGUGUUGGAGGCGUUCGUGUACGACCCGCUGCUGAACUGGCGGCUCAUAGACGCGGGGCGGCGCUCGCGGGACGCUUGCGAGGCGGGGGCGCCAGCGGGGACGUCGGGGGCGGGGGCGGCGGCGGGGGCGGCCGCGGAGUCGCCGCAGCCGAGCAGGAGCCGCGCGCCACUCGGGGUGUCCGACCCGCUGGACCAGCCCGCAGAGACCAACCUCAACAAGCGCGCGCUCGCCAUCGUCAACCGCGUUCGCGACAAGCUCACCGGCCGCGACUUCCAGCAUAUCGACGAAGUCGUCUCCGUCCAGAGGCAAGUCGACCUUCUCAUUCAACAGGCGACAAGCAACGAGAAUCUAUGCCAGUGCUACGUUGGGUGGUGCCCGUUCUGGUAAAGGUUUAAGUGUCCGCGGUCCUCAUAGUCUCAGUAGCCUUGCUUGUAAGUGAAUAUUUGGAUUUUGUGAUUUUGAUACGUGUUUUUGUAAUGAUACUAUGUUCUAUUAAGUUCUAUUAUAUAAUUUUAGUCAAAGUAUGUAACAGUAGAUUAAGCUAGAUUAAGGUUCGGGUGAAAUUCUGUUCAAUAAAUACGCAUUUGAAACUAAUGUGAUGUGGUAGUAGCGUGUAAGAUUGUGUGUUUUAAGAUGUUUUACUUCGUUUACAGUCGUGGUGCUAUAUAAGAUUGAGAUAAGAUAACGAGUGAUAAAAGAAAUGAAAAUAAGUAAAGGUUUGAUGAACAAGGAGAUAGCAAUCAUAAGUUUUUGAUGAAAAAAAUUGUGGUGCGAUCAAAUAAGCCUAAGUAUAGUUGAAAAGAGGAUUUACGAGAGCCAUGAGCGUAAAAUGAAGCAUCUAAAUCGGGAUAAAUUUGUGGGUAUUUUUUUAUUUCAAACCGAAUACCAUAAAAUUAUAAUAAAACAUUUGAUUUUGUUUGCAUUUAAAUUAGGUGUUUUUUUUAAAUUAAUUAGUAUGAAUUUAAUUAUAAUUUUGAUGCCUAUUAACUAAGUCAAAACUCGACGAAAAUUACCUACUCGUAAUUAAUUGUAAUUGUCUUUAUUUACUGUAAAUCUCGCAAGCACUGUUUUAUAUGUCGGAAACAGCUUGUUAUUCAGGUAAAUAAUAAAAUAAUGCAUUUAUA
Messenger RNA from Pectinophora gossypiella (pink bollworm), 8210 nucleotides. It is a transcript of the gene mTor, whose product is annotated as serine/threonine-protein kinase mTOR. Gene Ontology annotation, molecular function: protein serine/threonine kinase activity; protein binding; protein-containing complex binding. The transcript is spliced from 10 exons. Gene Ontology annotation, cellular component: TORC1 complex; nucleus; TORC2 complex. The coding region runs from base 157 to 7473 and encodes 2438 amino acids. Gene Ontology annotation, biological process: protein phosphorylation; negative regulation of macroautophagy; TOR signaling. The record is from RefSeq and is a predicted model, not a curated record. Lineage: Eukaryota; Metazoa; Arthropoda; Insecta; Lepidoptera; Gelechiidae.